Messenger RNA from Miniopterus natalensis, 1761 nucleotides. RefSeq names its product diacylglycerol O-acyltransferase 1 (gene DGAT1). Lineage: Eukaryota; Metazoa; Chordata; Mammalia; Chiroptera; Miniopteridae. Gene Ontology annotation, biological process: triglyceride biosynthetic process. Gene Ontology annotation, cellular component: endoplasmic reticulum membrane. Gene Ontology annotation, molecular function: diacylglycerol O-acyltransferase activity. The record is from RefSeq and is a predicted model, not a curated record.
AUGAGUCGAGGAGAAGUGGUGCCUGCGGUGGUCCUCACAGCCGUGCUCCGCAAGGUGCGCUCUCGGGAACCAAAGAGUUGGAUGGUGGGCGAGGCGCGCUCCCGCGGACAGGGCUCCGACCGGCCGCCGGACGUGGGCGCCGGGGGGGACGCGCCGGCCCCGGCCGCGGCCCCGGCCCCUGAGAAGGGCAAGGACGGAGACGCCGACGUGGGCAGCGGCCACUGGGAUCUGAGGUGCCACCGUCUGCAGGAUUCUUUGUUCAGCUCGGACAGUGGCUUCAGCAACUACCGUGGCAUUCUGAAUUGGUGUGUGGUGAUGCUGAUCUUGAGCAAUGCACGGUUGUUUUUGGAGAAUCUCAUCAAGUACGGCAUUCUGGUGGACCCCAUCCAGGUGGUGUCUCUGUUCCUAAAGGACCCCUACAGCUGGCCCGCCCUGUGCCUGGUUAUUGUGGCCAAUGUCUUUGCUGUGGCUGCCUUCCAAGUGGAGAAGCGCUUGGCGGUGGGUGCCUUGACGGAGCAGGCAGGACUGCUGCUGCACAUGGUCAACCUGGCCACCAUUCUCUGCUUCCCAGCAUCUGUGGCCUUCCUCCUGGAGUCCAUCACUCCAGUGGGCGCCGUGCUGGCCCUGUUUGUGUACACCAUCCUGUUCCUCAAGCUGUUCUCCUACUGGCACGUCAACCUGUGGUGCCGAGAGCGCAGGGCUAGUGCCAAGGCUAAGGCCGCUUCUACAAGUAAGAAGGCCAACGGUGGGGCGGCCCAACUCACGGGCACCGUGAGGUACCCAGACAACCUGACCUACCGUGAUUUGUACUACUUCCUCUUUGCUCCUACACUGUGUUAUGAACUCAACUUUCCCCGCUCCCCUCGCAUCCGAAAGCGCUUCCUGCUGCGGCGGCUACUUGAGAUGCUGUUCUUCAUCCAGCUCCAGGUGGGGCUUAUCCAGCAGUGGAUGGUCCCCACUAUCCAGAACUCCAUGAAGCCCUUCAAGGACAUGGACUACUCACGCAUCAUCGAGCGUCUCCUGAAGUUGGCGGUCCCCAACCACCUCAUCUGGCUCAUCUUCUUCUACUGGCUCUUCCACUCCUGCCUGAAUGCAGUAGCCGAGCUCCUGCAGUUUGGAGACCGAGAGUUCUACCGGGACUGGUGGAACUCUGAGUCUGUCACCUACUUCUGGCAGAACUGGAAUAUCCCAGUGCACAAGUGGUGUCUCAGACACUUCUACAAGCCGAUGCUCCGGCGUGGCUACAGCAAGUUGGUUGCCAGGACUGGGGUGUUCCUGGCCUCAGCCUUCUUCCAUGAGUACCUGGUGAGCAUCCCUCUGCGCAUGUUCCGUCUCUGGGCGUUUACCGGCAUGAUGGCUCAGAUCCCGCUGGCCUGGAUAGUGAGCCGUUUCUUCCGUGGCAACUAUGGCAACGCAGCUGUGUGGCUGACGCUCAUCAUCGGGCAGCCAGUGGCUGUGCUCAUGUAUGUCCACGACUACUACGUGCUUCAUCAUGAGGCCCUGUCGGCAGGGGCCUGAGCUACUUAGCCCACACUCCUCACUGCCACCUCACCUGCCUCACUGCCCAUGGCGAGUUCACCCCUGCCUGUGUGCUGGGGAGGGGGCUGGCUGCCCAUUGCCUCCUCCUGGCCCUUGGGAGGCCUCUCCGCCCCUAUGGGGCUCCUUCUGCCCUUCAGGAAUGGGAGACCCAGCACAGGCCAGUUCCCCAAGAAUCUGUGCUGAUCUUGUCCGAGGGUGUCAAUAAAGGACUGUCCAGAGUGA